Messenger RNA from Clonostachys byssicola, 861 nucleotides. Lineage: Eukaryota; Fungi; Ascomycota; Sordariomycetes; Hypocreales; Bionectriaceae. The record is from the annotation of a GenBank genome assembly.
AUGAGACUUGUUCAUUGUCUUCGCUAUGAGCUGCUCUUCCUCGCGCUUGGAGUAUUGGCUAGUGCUAGCAUGGAAGUAGUCAAUGCCAACCCUCGAAAGUCAUUCCAAGGCAUUGCCCAAGUCCGGUCGGAGGAGCUACUCGGCACCUCUGACUUGGACACAAGGCUCGUGGAGCGCGCAGAGUGCGGCCUUGGCAAGAAGGUUUGCAACAAUGGCUGCAUUCCCAUGCUGGCCACAUGCUGCGAGACCGGAGGAGGAUACUGCGAUAUCUCAGAAUACUGCACUUCGGAUGACGGAUGUUGUCCUAUCGGCAAGACCUGCUCUGGCACUGGUUCCUGCUCCAGCGAUGAAGUUCCAUGCGGGCCAAAGGGUUACUGCAUACCCAGUGAUGGAAAUUGCUGUACGUCCGGGACUGGGUACUGCCCCAAGGUCAAAUCUUGCAUCGUUCGAGAUGGCGAGACAUUCUGUUCCUCCGAUGGCACGAGUUAUUCGUAUACAUUCAACCUAGGAAGCAGUUCACUCGCCACGUCCACAAGGUCCCUCACACUCGAUCUUACCUCACUAUCUUCGACCAUCGAGAGGGCAACGACAACAACUGCAAGAACAAUUGGGUUCUCAUCCUCAUUCCCAUCAAGCUCAGAGGAAGAUUCUAGCAGCACUACCAGUUCUGUUUUUGCUACUGAAAGCAGUGAGGAGGCUUCUACAUCCAUCAUCGAGAGCACUGCGACGACUUCCGAGUCGAGCGUGACAACGGCAACCGAGGCUGCGGCGACAACGAGCCAGCCUGGGGCUUCCACAAGGGUCCAAGUUUCAGGUUUUGUCCUGCUCUCAUGGUUGGCCGCUAUGUACCUGUGGGCCUAG